CGAGACAACUCUAAUCCCGCACCGAGACGCGCACCCAAUUUGCUAGCAGCGUCCUGGCGCCGGGGAGCGCUCCACUUGUCGCGCGGGCGCCGCGACACGACGGCGAGCGGACGGGAAUCGGGCCCGUGCCCGCGCGCCUGACCGCCGCGCCGGGAGCGCGGCGGCCGUAUAUAACCGCCUCCGACCUCGGAAACUUGCGGCACGAUAUAAUUGGCUACCGGCCGGCACCGACCGCCGACCGCCAGUUAGGCAAGGGGAACACUCGCUAGUCGGCGGUCGCUCGCGAGCUCGCGCGCUCGCGCGCCGCGGCGCACGCCGGUGUGUGCGCGAGGUUGAUGGGCGCGGCGGGAUGAGCGAGAGGGGGCCGAGCAAGAGGCGGCUGAGCGGCGCGUCCAACGGCGGCAGCGGCGGCAAUGCGGCGGGAGGGGGCUCUGGCGCCGCCGCGGGGCAGUGGGAGGGGAGCGGCAAUGCGGCGCGGAUCCGUGGCGUGAACGCCGGGAUCAUGGACGAGAAGGUGCUGGAGCUCGUGUUCCGGACGCUCAACUGGGACCCGCAGUCGCUGUGCGUGGUGGCGCGGGUGAGCCGGCGGCUGCGCGCCGUGGCGGAGCGCGUGCUGUGGCGGGAGCUCUGCGUCUCGCGGGCGCCGCGGAUGGUGGCGGCGCUGACGGGUGGCGCCCCCGCGUCGGCGCCGGCGGCCGGGCGCAUCGGCGGCGGGUGGCCGGCGCUGGCGAAGCUGCUCCUCUUCUGCUGCGGCGCGGCGGGGGCGGCGGUCCCGGGCCACUUCGCCCCGGUGUCCCGCUUCUCCAAGACCUCCGGCCGGAGCUUCCUGUCGCGGCGGUGCGCGGGGGACCUGCUGUACGUGUCGGACCCCUGCGAGCACGCGGUGGCCGGCGCCGCCGACGACGUGGGCGCCUACCGCGGCGUGUUCCGCGGGUUCAUGCGCUCCCGGACGCGUGCGUGGCUCGUGGGCCACCGCGCCCCACUGGAGCCCCGCGUGCGCUGCCCCUACUGCGGCGCGCGCGUCUGGAGCAUGACCGCCGCCGGGCUCGCCCCGCGCAGCGCGUCGCGGCGGCUCGGCGCCAACGACGGCUGCCUCGAGUACUUCGUCUGCGUCAGCGGGCACCUGCACGGCAGCUGCUGGCUCGCGCGCCUCUCCGACAGCGAGGGCGCCGGGCCCGACGGAUCCGACGCCGACGACGCGUCCGCCGACGAGGACGACGUCGGGCUGUGACUCGCCUCGCCGACGCCGGCGACGGAUUCGACCUGUACAGAGAGUCUAGUUUAGCCUCAGCUUAGCAUUUUUCCCCCUCUUUUCCUUCCAAUUCAUCUUUGUAAAUGCUGUGGCUGGCGGCGUGCCGCAGUUGCAUUGCUCCGGUGUCCGCCCGACGCCACCGGAUCAGCACCAGGCACAGGCACGAGCCAGCCUUGCAGGUGCGGCGCGCACCGACGCGCCGUGCUUUUGACACCGUGGCCUGCUCGGCGCUUCACAUGGGCCAUGGCAGAAUCUUUAAACCGGCAGGGGACUUGGUAUGCAAUUCCUCUCCCUUUUGAAGAGACCAUGCCUCCAUUUGUUUUCGAGACGGCCGAUCCGACUUCGCCGCCGUGCCGCAUUGAUGCGUUUCUGGGCUGCCGCCGGCGGUGCCCAUCCCGGCGUCGGCGUGGCCAUUAGCCCCAUGCCUCCGAAUGGUCCCGUCCGGCCAUGGCGCAGUAGCGCACACGAGGCUUUUCCCGUGGCUGUGACGGAUCGACGGGUCACGGAUGGGAGGCUCCCGGCCCGGCCUCCGGGACCCCGCGGCCGGAAUUCUGUACUCAGGAGUUGUCCGUCCGUAGCGGGACAGGGUUCCUUGUACGUAUUCGGGCGAAACACAACGCAUCAGGCCACCGUUCGAAGAAGAUGGCGAUCGCCGCUGCAGAGCAGAGGUCCUGGCUUUCACGAGGGAUUUUGUGAUGGCUUGCGGGGACACGAGUACAGUAAACAUCCCCGACAGUUGAACAGCUCGCAAAGCUUUGUUUGUCAUCCAAUGGAUGUGUAGUGUGUUCCUCUGAAAAACUAGGUCAGCAGUGUAGACAGCUGUUGUAAACAUGCAGUGUGAAAAUCUUAUAACAUCAAUCAAUGGUGCGCAUGAACAUGGAGCGGUAGAGGUGCUGCAAAAGUAAAAAGUUAUAUAAGAGCGUUUUUCCUGUGUACUGACA
Panicum hallii is the source of this 2193-nucleotide messenger RNA. Its product is annotated as EID1-like F-box protein 3. The record is from RefSeq and is a predicted model, not a curated record. Gene Ontology annotation, molecular function: protein binding. The transcript has a single exon. Lineage: Eukaryota; Viridiplantae; Streptophyta; Magnoliopsida; Poales; Poaceae. Bases 350 to 1231 code for a protein of 293 amino acids.